Molecule: messenger RNA, 1243 nt
Organism: Phasianus colchicus (ring-necked pheasant)
Lineage: Eukaryota; Metazoa; Chordata; Aves; Galliformes; Phasianidae
Gene: TAF9B
Product: TATA-box binding protein associated factor 9b
Biological process (GO): RNA polymerase II preinitiation complex assembly; DNA-templated transcription initiation
Cellular component (GO): SAGA complex; transcription factor TFIID complex
Molecular function (GO): protein heterodimerization activity; transcription coactivator activity; RNA polymerase II general transcription initiation factor activity
Source: RefSeq, a predicted model, not a curated record
CGCUCCCGCCCCCUGAUGACGCAACCGGAAGUGGCCGACCUGCGGAGGCGGAAGCGAUGGAGCCGGCCAAGAUGGCGUCCCCCAAGAGCGCUCCAAAAGACGCGCAGGUGAUGGCGCAGAUCCUGAAGGAUAUGGGCAUCACGGAGUACGAGCCGCGCGUCAUCAACCAGAUGCUGGAGUUCGCCUACAGGUACGUGACCACGAUCCUGGAGGACGCGAAGAUUUACUCCAGCCACGCCAAGAAGUCCAGCGUGGACGCGGACGACGUGAGGUUGGCGAUCCAGUGCCGCACCGAUCAGUCCUUCACGUCCCCGCCGCCCCGCGAUUUCCUGUUGGACAUCGCCAGGCAGAAGAACCAGACGCCGCUGCCGCUGAUCAAACCUUACUCCGGGCCCAGGCUGCCCCCUGACAGAUACUGCCUGACGGCGCCCAACUACCGCCUGAAGUCCCUGCAGAAGAAGGUGGCCUCCUCUGCAGGAAGGAUCACAGUCCCUCGCCUGAGCGUCGGAGCUGUGAGCAGCAGGCCCAGCACACCCACCUUAGGAACACCUUCAGCACAAACAGUGUCUGUUUCAACAAAAGUGGGCACUCCGGUGUCGCUCACGGGGCAGAGGUUCACUGUGCAGAUCCCCUCUUCUCAGGCAGCAGUCAAGACAGCCACACCAACUACUCCAACAGUUCAGAAUGUGCUAAUUAAUCCAUCAUUAAUUGGACCAAAGAACAUUCUUAUUACUACAAAUAUGGUAUCAUCACAGAAUGCAGCGAAUGAAUCGAAUCCCUUGAAAAGGAAGCACGAGGAUGAUGAUGAUUAUGAUAAUUUGUGAGGAAGCUGCCCCAUCCCUCCUGUUCUUCAGUGAUUCAUAUUGAGUCUGAAAGGGUAUUUUCCCCCCAGGUGUUCUUUGUAAGCUACUCAAUAGCAUGUCAGGACUCUGUUAGUAUGCAGUUGGGUAUACAGAUGGUUGAACAACUGUGGAAGAAUUACAAAGCAAUUUGCAUUUUCAUCUGGUCUUUGAAGGCUUUUGGACUUUACAGCAGUGGUGACUGUCACAGAGGAGUGCAGCCCUCACAUCUCUUCUUUUGCCUUGUUUCACACAGAAAAGAGUCCUUCUCCCUGCAGCUUGGUGAGCUGAAUGCUCAAAGUGCUGUUCUGUGCCAAAACCCCCACAACUUUUAGAGAAUGGGGUGAUAUAGAAUACAACAGCUAAUUCAUUUCAUAUCAAAUAAUAAAAAAUCAAGUCUUGGA